Molecule: messenger RNA, 1176 nt
Organism: Miscanthus lutarioriparius
Lineage: Eukaryota; Viridiplantae; Streptophyta; Magnoliopsida; Poales; Poaceae
Source: the annotation of a GenBank genome assembly
AUGCCCUCCCCCUCCCGCCCCCCGCCGACGCCUCCGGGCGCCUCGGAGUGGCGCUGCGUCAGGUGCACGCUCCUCAACCCUGACGACUCCGACUCCUGCGAGGUGUGCGAGGCCUCGCGCCCAGUGGAGGUCGACAUCGACAGCCCCGUCGUCGCGGGCGCCGCCCUCGCGUUGGCCUCGCCCAAGCAGGGCCGGAGGAAGAAGGAGCGCAGUGCGUCUCCCCCAUCCCAGCGGUUUGGGAGGAAGAGGGAGCGGGAUGCGUCGCCGGAUGUAGUCGAACUCUGCGAUAGUGCGGACAAGGGGCCCGCCGCCAAGAAAGGAAAUCUUGAGAUUUCUUUGGAUAAGAAGACCUUCAAAAUCAUGACAUACAAUGUCUGGUUCCGAGAGGAUGUGGAAGUGAUAAGAAGGAUGGAUGCUCUUGGGGAUCUUAUAAAGCAGCAUAGCCCAGACUUUAUAUGCUUCCAGGAGAUUACACCAUACAUAUAUAUGCUUCUGCAAAAAUCUGACUGGUGGAAACAAUACAACUGCUUGUUGUCACAUGAGAAGGCUAUUCAGAUGCCGUAUUACUGCAUGGAGUUGAGCAAACUGCCAGUGAAGGCAUUUGACUGCAUCCCAUUUUCGAACUCAAUAAUGGGAAGAGAGCUGUGCUUCACAAGUGUUAGCACAGGAGAGAUGAAAUGGUUGAUAAUAGCCACGACCCACCUAGAGAGCCCAUACCCUGCACCUCCUAAGUGGGAUCAGAUGUACAGCAAAGAACGUGUGGAUCAGGCAAAGCAAUGCCUGGAAAAUCUGGGACGCUUCCCCAAUGCCAUACUCUGUGGGGACAUGAACUGGGACGACAAGGGAGACGGCCCCUUCCCUCUGCAGGAUGGGUGGACUGAUGCUUGGGUUGAGCUGAAGCCUGGAGAAGAUGGCUGGACCUAUGACACGAAGGCCAAUGGCAUGAUGGCAGGCAUCCGCAAGCUGCAGAAGCGAAUGGACCGGUUUGUGUGCAAGCUGGCAGACUUCAAGAUCGACAGCAUUGAGAUGAUCGGGAAGGAGGCAAUACCGGGUAUCUCCUACUACAAGGAGAAGAAGAUUCGGAAAGAGAGCCGAAUGGUUCAGUUGCCUGUCUUUCCAAGCGACCACUUUGGGCUUGUUUUGACCAUCACCCAGCAGGAGAAUGACAGCUUCUGA